This is a messenger RNA of Onychomys torridus (southern grasshopper mouse), 3461 nucleotides long. RefSeq names its product divergent protein kinase domain 1C (gene Dipk1c). The record is from RefSeq and is a predicted model, not a curated record. The transcript has 4 exons. NCBI's taxonomy places the organism in Eukaryota, Metazoa, Chordata, Mammalia, Rodentia, Cricetidae. Bases 615 to 1847 code for a protein of 410 amino acids.
GAACAGGGGCUCAAGAAUACACCAACAGGCGCAACCCAGACCCAAGCUGGGGAAAACGCUUUGGUGAACCUUUCUCCCUGCUGUGUUAACACUGACAGUUUGUCCCUCUUCACUCCGAGAAGGAAGCCCUCAAGUUCCGCGGUCGGAGUGGCUGCAGUUUGAUCCCGCGCUCCCUGGAAGGGACGGUCCGGGUAUUGCCAACGGUGGUCCCUCACUGUCCCCAUUUCUCCCAACACCUCAAAAUCUCACUCCUGGAAGCCGGGAGGGAUCCUAAACUGAGCUCAGAUUUGGUGGAGAGGGUGGGGAUGAGCAAAGAACAGCAGCCUAGAGGGUGGAGGGAUCCAGUGGGGUCCUGGGAAGGGGCAAGUGCUGGGGCUAGACAGUGGGCGGCGGUCUAGGAAAGAGGGGAGAGGUGAGGCCAUGCGGAGAAGCGGGAGGCUUAGUCUUGGGGAAGAAAAGUGGAAAAGGUGACUAGGGUGGGUAGGUCGCAGAAGCCGGGAGCGGAUCCCCACGCAGACUCCUAGGCUGUGCCCCAGGCCAGUUUCCCCUCCCGCCGCCCCUCCCCCUCCCCGCCCCUGGAGCUGCGGAGCGGCGACCCGAGCGCGGGGCUGGCGAUGGCGCGGGCGGCGGGCGCGCGGGGCCGGGCUGCCCGAUGCGGGCGCUGGCGGCGGGGCGCGCUGCUCGCCUUCGCCGCCUGGACCGCCGGCUGGGUGCUGGCGGCCGCGCUGCUGCUCCGCGCGCACCCGAGCGUCCUCUCCGAGCGCUGCACCGACGAGAAGAGCCGGCGCAUCCUGGCCGCGCUGUGCCAGGACUACCGCGGCGGCUGGCUCACAGGUGCCCUGUGCGAGGACCUGUGUGUGGCCGGGGAGCUGCUGUACCAGCGCUGCCUGUAUUAUGAGCGUGGCAAGAAGGUGCUGCAGGCCCAGUGGAGAGGCCGGACUGUGGUCCUCAAAUCCAAGAGGGAGGCUUUCUCCAGCUUCCCACCCCUCAAUCUGCUGGAGGAGGAAAUGGGGCCAGGUGCCCCGAGCAUCCCCGAGGCUGAGCUGCUCCUGAUGGUGGCUGGGGAAGUCAAGAACACACUGGGCCUGGAGCUGCCCAACAACAGCAUAGUUCCCCUGUGGCCUGCCAGGCAGGGCCCUGGCUGGCGGCAACAGCUGGCCAGUGCGUGGUCCCUGCUCCAGCAAGAGGAAUACGUGUACUUCAGCCUGCUGCCAGAUCUGAGCCGCCACAUCCUACCCGUGCUGGGAUCCUGUGGCCACUUUUAUGCAGUGGAGUACUUGGCUGCCGGUAGCCCUCACCACAGGGCUCUCUUCCCACUGGAUGAUGCUGGCCAGGCACAGGCUAUUAGCCACAUUGCUCUCAGCUUCCUGGACAUGGUGAGCCAUUUCGACAGUGACUUCUCCCACCGCCUCCACCUCUGUGAUGUCAAGCCUGAGAACUUUGCCAUCAAGAGGGACUUCACGGUGGUAGCUAUUGACGUAGACAUGGCGUUUUUUGAGCCCAAGAUGAGGGAAAUCCUUGAGCAAAACUGCACAGGAGAUGAAGACUGCAAUUUCUUUGACUGCUUUUCCAAGUGUGAUUUGAGGGUGAACAAGUGUGGAGCCCAGCGCGUGAACAGCAACCUACAGGUCGUCUGUGAUAAAAUAUUUCGACACUGGUUCUCCUCAACGCACAGGAGUCCUGCCAUCUCCCCCCAGCUUCGGCUGCAGCUACAGCAGGCUGUUCAGGAGUGUGCUCACCAUGGGGGCCCCUCUGGGAACUCCUGGACUGCCUCCUCCAGUGUGUUCUGGAAGCUUCGAUGGCUCCUGCAGGCCACUCUGAGAGAGCUGCAGGAGGAGAAGAAGUAGCAGCUUUCUUGCCUUAGUCAUCAAGAGUGGACAGAGGACGUGACCCUCAAGUGAUUUCUUCUGUUUUGGCUAUGCAAAUGUGCUGUCUGCGACAUUGACAUGGUCUUGCGAAGUGUGCGAUUGACUUCCCCUUCUGUGGCUGUGAUGUGGACCCCUCUUGCUCCUGCCCAGCUUGGUUCGAUCUUGGUUGGUGCUGACUUCUGUCCUGCCACUUCCUCAAAAGUGAGCAAAGGGAGGAGAUUCAGAGUAUUUGACUUGUGGAGUCACCAGUGUGCAAUCCUCUGCCUACCUUGCCAUUAGAGACAAAAGGAAGCUGCUCCAUGUUAGCCAUCAGCAAGUGAAAGUGUGAAUGUGAGCAUCCAGAUGAGUGUGUUUGCAAAUAAGUAUGUGCAUAUAUGUGCACCCAUGUGUGAACAUGUUUGUAUAUAUGAACGUGUACUGUGUAUAUAUGAGUACGUCCAUGUGUGUAAAUACACAUGGGCUUCUGUGUACAUUAGUGGAUUGCACAAAAGUCUCACAAUUAUGAGUGUUUCUGUAUGUGUGUAUACACACAUGAAGGAGUCAGUCUGCCUGUGAGUCUGUGCUCAUGGAUGAAUCAAUGCUGAGUAUACCCAGGCGUAUAUGCAUAUACAAGGGUGUAUACAUAUGGAGGUGAGUGAGUGUGUGGGCAUGUGGAACCUGUGUGGAGGGGUGGCUUUCUAAAAUGUGCCCUCUAGGAAUCUUGCUGGCAGAGAAGCAUUACUUUUCUCCUGUAGUUAAAUGCAAUAAAAAGUUGUGUCUUCAGGAGCAUGAUUUGCACUGGAGAGUUCGUGGAGUGGCAGCUUUUAGUGCUUUUCAUUUUGUAGAAUUUUAGGAGCACUUUACCACACGUUACAAUCUUCCUUCUAAGCAGGGACCACGUGACUGCAGAACGCAGUGUAUCUUGCCACCACAGAGACAGUUUAAGUAGAGUGCUGGGGUGAUCUCUGACUACAAACAACUGGGGAGCAGUGUGUUUGGGCUGAGACUAAAGACCUGGCCACGGGCAUCAGGCUAUGCUGUGGUGCCGUGUGCUCUUUGGUGGACUUGAUGAAGGUCUUCUGCAGUGGCCGACUCACACAAAGCAGGCCAAACUCUGUGUUGCUCCCCAACAGAGAGUACCAGGUGGAAGUAGCAAGCCUUGUACUCAGCAGGAUCUUGCUUAUGCUCAGAACAGGGACCUCUGGUUUCGCAGUGAACCCAACCUCUGCAAGUCACAGUCAAAGGGGACUCAAGCAAGAUGUGAUGUCUCGAGGAUUUGGAAGGUGCGCCAGUGGCUUACAAGGAGAAACAGACAAAAUUUGAAGUUUCAAGCAUGUACAAAAUGACAGACACCUCACCUUUUCCUCUUCACAUAGCACCUUUCCAAUCCAGAGAACUGUCGCUCUAACUCCCAUGGAACUCUUCUCAGGACUGUGCACCCAGGCUGCAUCCUGCUUACCCUGGGCAGUGACAUGAGAGGACACAGGACACCCAGAGGUCACACCAGCCCUGAUGCUAUGAUCCUGAAGGCUGUUUGGAGGUGCAAGUUUCCUGCCUUUCCCACCCCUCACCCCACCCACCAGAAAUUUGCCAGAUAAAGCUGACUUUCUUUUU